Messenger RNA from Parnassius mnemosyne (clouded apollo), 5104 nucleotides. NCBI's taxonomy places the organism in Eukaryota, Metazoa, Arthropoda, Insecta, Lepidoptera, Papilionidae. The record is from the annotation of a GenBank genome assembly.
GAUAGUGCCCUGCUUAGUUCAUACUCGAUUGAUGAUGGUAUGAGAGUACAUGUAAUUGACAACUUCACCCUUGUCAAAGAUUUUGCUGCUACUGAUAGUGAUGAAAGGUUCCAACUUUCUGAAGAAGAUUAUCAAAAGAAGGGUGACACACUGAGGUCAUAUCUACAACAAAAUAAACUGGGCAAAUACAAUGAAGAAGAAAUGAACAAAUCUAAGGAGCAACUGCAGCAGGAGCUUGAAGAGGAGGCAAAGUUAGUAUUAAACAGAAUUUUUUUUAACCCCCGACGCAAAAAGAGGCACUUUAGCUCUUAAACGGGCGAUCCGAUUUGGGUGCAGUUUUUUUUAUUUAAAAGCAGAUUUUUUAGCGGUGGUUCUUAGACAUGUUUUAUCAAAAUCGGUUCAGCCGUUUCAAGGUCAUCAUCUGUUUUGUUAGCUGUGGUAGGGUUCUUCUCGGGCGUAUUUAAACGCAUUUCUUCAGCAUUUAUUCUACUCUCGUGCUUCUACUGACACACCCUACUUUCACGACCAUACAUUAAAGUAGGGGCUAACACAGCAUUGUGAAAUAAUACAAAUAUUUAAUUAUUGUGUGUGCGUGCGUGCGUGCGUGCGUGCAAUCGUGCGUGCGUGCGUGCGUGCGUGCGUGCGUGCGUGCGUGCGUGCGUGUGUGUGAGGGAGUGAGUGAGUGAGUGAGUGAGGGUGAGUGAGUGAGGGUGAGUGUGAGUGAGUGUGAUAGAGUGUGAGAGAGUGUGUGAGUGUGUGAGAGUGUGUGAGAGAGUGUGAGAGUGUGUGAUAGUGUGUGAGAGAGUGUGUGAGUGUGUGAGAGUGUGUGUGAGAGUGUGUGAGAGUGUGUGAGAGAGUGUGUGAUAGAGUGUGUGAGGGAGUGUGUGUGAGAGUGUGUGUGUGAGGGAGUGUGUGAGAGAGUGUGAGAGUGUGUGUGUAUGUGUGUGUAGCUGAUACUGGAGUGUCCCGACCCAGAGACGAGAAUAGUAUUCCACAUGAGGCCGACCCUGCUCUUGGUAAAGCUGCAAGCGGUGGUCCGGCAUGAAAUACCGUCUUGAUCUACUGAACACACUAAUCGUUUUUGAUGUCCGAUUUGCCUUCCCUUCCAAGUGAAUGCGAAAGUGUACGUCUCUCAAAAUGUCGACGCCAAGGAUUCCGAUGCUGACUGAUGCAACGAGGAGAGUGCCCUGAAAUUGAGGAGAUACGACAACGGGUAUUUUUUGCGGUAAACACACAAACCUGUGUCUAUUGGGGGUUAAACUGGAAUAGAUUUAGUCGCCCCCAAUCCGAGACUUUGUUCAACAAAGACACGACUUCAGACACGAGUUUGUUCCAGCACUCGACGACAGAUUCCCGAGAAAUAUUAGCACCGCCGUUGUGUAUGAAGCAUCGCCAGUGCUGUCGUCUGCAUAACAAUAAAUGUUACUAGUAUGCAACAUAUUAUUGAUAUGCAGAAGGAACAGGGUAGGCAAUAGCACGCAGCCUUGUAGAACACCAGCAUUCACAGGUUUUUAGUCGUAGCAUGCACCAUAUACUACCUUUAUAGUCCGUUUUGUAAGAAAACUAGUGAUCCAAUUGCAUAAUUUCUCGGGAUGCUCUAUAAGAAGGAAGCUUCAAAAGAAGCGCUUUGUGCCAAACCCCAUCGAAAGUCUUCGCUAUGUCCCCCUCGACUGCCUCCGCCCGUCGGUAAGUCAGGCAGACAAUAAGACCACCAGCUGAACGACCUCGACGGAAACCGUAUUGAUGAUCACUAAUCAGCUAAUGAUCUUGCAUGCUGCCAGCUCAUGCAGAUGCAUCUCUGCUCUGACAGUUAAUAAUGGAUUCCAUUAUUUUGGACAAUAAGGAGGUGACGGAAUUAUUUUAAAGAAUAUAGCCAAAGGCUUGAAGGUGGACGGGUUCGAGCGGUCACCUUCUUUAGGGAUCGGGUGCACUAAGGCUGUCUUCUAUGAGCCUGGAACGACGCCCAAAGUGUCAAAUCAGCGUCAACUAUUGAGUACACGUCUUAAGCACAAUUUGGGGGAUUCCAUCAGGCCCACUCGACUUGUUGACAUCCAGGGACAGUGUCCAGGGAGCUGUGUAAACAGCACAUUGCAUGGAGCACUCACACGUAUGUUAUUGUUAGGUUGCCCCCGUCGACGAGAGUCGAGUUGGACGCAAAAACAGAACUUAAAAGAUUUGUUUUCUUCUUUGUGGCGUGGGCCAGCGAGUCAUCCUCCAUCUCAAAGAUGACAAUGAUGGCUUACAAAAAUUCCAGGAUCAGAACGCACUAGUUCCCGAAGGAAGGCGAACUAAAUUUUCGCCAAUUCUCCCAAUGUGCUCCGACUUUGCCUUAGUGAUAACUCUUUAGAGGGCCUAGAGGCAGAUUUGUACUUCUUUUUGUGUGCACUAGUAUCCUGGGACGGCGAUGCUUCAGCCCAGGCCUUGUAACACUCUGCUUUUGCUUUUUCGUGGUGGGGGCGCGGUGUGAGGUGCGCGCGCCGCAUUAGUUCUCCUGGCAGCUAUAGAGUAGGAUGUACGUGUGUGGGUGUGUGUACGUGUGUACGUGUGUGCAGGCUGGCCGCGAGCGUGGUGGUGGGGGCGCGGUGCGAGGUGCGCGCGCCGCAGUAGUUCUCCUGGCAGCUAUAGAGUAGGAUGUACGUGUGUGGGUGUGUGUACGUGUGUACGUGUGUGCAGGCUGGCCGCGAGCGUGGUGGUGGGGGCGCGGUGCGAGGUGCGCGCGCCGCAGUAGUUGUCCUGGCAGCUAUAGAAUAGGAUGUACGUGUGUGGGUGUGUGUACGUGUGUACGUGUGUGCAGGCUGGCCGCGAGCGUGGUGGUGGGGGCGCGGUGCGAGGUGCGCGCGCCGCAGUAGUUCUCCUGGCAGCUAUAGAGUAGGAUGUACGUGUGUGGGUGUGUGUACGUGUGUACGUGUGUGCAGGCUGGCCGCGAGCGUGGUGGUGGGGGCGCGGUGCGAGGUGCGCGCGCCGCAGUAGUUCUCCUGGCAGCUAUAGAGUAGGAUGUACGUGUGUGGGUGUGUGUACGUGUGUACGUGUGUGCAGGCUGGCCGCGAGCGUGGUGGUGGGGACGCGGUGCGAGGUGCGCGCGCCGCAGAAGUUCUCCUGGCAGCUAUAGAGUAGGAUGUACGUGUGUGGGUGUGUGUACGUGUGUGCAGGCUGGCCGCGAGCGUGGUGGUGGGGGCGCGGUGCGAGGUGCGCGCGCCGCAGUAGUUCUCCUGGCAGCUAUAGAGUAGGAUGUACGUGUGUGGGUGUGUGUACGUGUGUACGUGUGUGCAGGCUGGCCGCGAGCGUGGUGGUGGGGGCGCGGUGCGAGGUGCGCGCGCCGCAGUAGUUCUCCUGGCAGCUAUAGAGUAGGAUGUACGUGUGUGGGUGUGUGUACGUGUGUACGUGUGUGCAGGCUGGCCGCGAGCGUGGUGGUGGGGGCGCGGUGCGAGGUGCGCGCGCCGCAGUAGUUCUCCUGGCAGCUAUAGAGUAGGAUGUACGUGUGUGGGUGUGUGUACGUGUGGGUGUGUGUACGUGUGUACGUGUGUGCAGGCUGGCCGCGAGCGUGGUGGUGGGGGCGCGGUGCGAGGUGCGCGCGCCGCAGUAGUUCUCCUGGCAGCUAUAGAGUAGGAUGUACGUGUGUGGGUGUGUGUACGUGUGUACGUGUGUGCAGGCUGGCCGCGAGCGUGGUGGUGGGGGCGCGGUGCGAGGUGCGCGCGCCGCAGUAGUUCUCCUGGCAGCUAUAGAGUAGGAUGUACGUGUGUGGGUGUGUGUACGUGUGUACGUGUGUGCAGGCUGGCCGCGAGCGUGGUGGUGGGGGCGCGGUGCGAGGUGCGCGCGCCGCAGUAGUUCUCCUGGCAGCUAUAGAGUAGGAUGUACGUGUGUGGGUGUGUGUACGUGUGUACGUGUGUGCAGGCUGGCCGCGAGCGUGGUGGUGGGGGCGCGGUGCGAGGUGCGCGCGCCGCAGUAGUUCUCCUGGCAGCUAUAGAGUAGGAUGUACGUGUGUGGGUGUGUGUACGUGUGUACGUGUGUGCAGGCUGGCCGCGAGCGUGGUGGUGGGGGCGCGGUGCGAGGUGCGCGCGCCGCAGCAGCCGCGCCGCCGCGCCACGGUGCGCUACAACGGCCCGCUGGACGGCGCGCGCGGAGUUUGGAUCGGCGUGCAGUACGACAAGCCGCUGGGCAAGAACGAUGGACAGAUGAACGGCAAACGAUACUUCACAUGUCCUCCCAAUCACGGUGGGUUUGUGAAACCCGUUUACGUAACAGUAGGAGACUUUCCGGAAGAAAAGUUGGAUGUGGAAGAUGAAAUUUAAUCUCAUUUUUUUUAUAAAUUCGCUUGUGUUGUCUGAGAGCUCGUAGUGUGUAGCUCAAUCUUUGGCUAUUAUUAACAUUUAGGGAACUUUAUACAGUUUACCUUUAGUACGAAGAUAAUUACGGGUGAAUUAUGUUAAAAAUCUAGUAUUAAAAAUGUUAAAAAAAAUAUGGUCAUUAUUUUGUUUGAAAGAAUAUAGAUCAGAGCAAUGAUAAAGGACUGAUAAUUGUGAAGUUAUUUUUAGUUUCUCAUGAUAUUUAAAGACUGCUUAUUUUUUACAUUUAUUGAAACAUGCUGGUAGGGUAUUUUAUGAAGGUUUUUUUUUGUUCAGAUAGUUAAGAGAAUAUAAGAUGCUAUAUUUAAUAAAUGGUUUUUUAAUAUAAGUCAUGCAAAAAAAAAAAACAGUUGUGAUUGGAUGAGAAUUAAGUACAAGACUUAGACUUAAUUUUCUACUAUAAUUGCUAUGAUAUUACAAUCGUGCUUUGCAUUUAUCGUAUACAUUUUUACUAUUAGAAAGCCCACAGUGGUUUUACUACUAAUUAGUCAUUUAAAUUACCUUAUUUUAUCACAAACUCAAAAAAAAAAUUAUUUUUUUUAAACUGAAGGCUCUGGGUUCUUGCCCUUCUGAGCCUCCCAAAGAGAAGAAAAGUUUUCAUUCAUACUUAGAGUAUAACACUAAUGUAACAUUCCAUACUCUCGAAACAUUUCUAGUUUUGUUCAACCUCAUACUGAUUGCCGUGAUAAAAUAUUAACAUUAAAUAUUAAUAUUGUAGUGUUUUAGUAUAUGCUUAUGAAAACUAAUAAACACAUUAUAUG